This is a messenger RNA of Monopterus albus (swamp eel), 2089 nucleotides long. It is a transcript of the gene cunh19orf47, whose product is annotated as chromosome unknown C19orf47 homolog. NCBI's taxonomy places the organism in Eukaryota, Metazoa, Chordata, Actinopteri, Synbranchiformes, Synbranchidae. The coding region runs from base 93 to 1307 and encodes 404 amino acids. The transcript has 8 exons. The record is from RefSeq and is a predicted model, not a curated record. Gene Ontology annotation, cellular component: nucleus.
GCGGCAGCGGUGACGUAUCGUAAUAGAGAGAAGUAGCUCACACGGCAUCUAGUGUUCAUAUCUACAAGCACAGCAGGCCGAGUGUUGUAAAUAUGGCGUCCGUAACAACAGCCACCUCAGAGUGGAUUCAGUUUUUUAAAGAUGCAGGGAUCCCAGCUGGUCUUGCUGUCACUUAUGCAGUCUCCUUUGUGGACAACAGGAUUCAGAAGAACAUGCUGAUGGACCUCAGUAAAGACAUCAUGAUGGACCUCGGCAUUACGGUCAUUGGUGACAUCAUUGCCAUUCUGAAACAUGCCAAGCAGGUAUACAGGCAGGACAUGUGCAAAAUGGCCACGGAAGCCAUCUCCUUAGGACAGACCAGUGUUCAAGCUGAGCUGAGAAGAACCGCCAACACUCCUGCCACUCGUAUGAUUGCCAACGCUCUAAGCCAUGACUCCCCGCCAGCCACGCCAGCCACUCCAGCCCGCCGACCUGACAACUGCCUCUCCGUCACAGUGUCCAACAUGCAAGCGAACAAGAGCAACAAAACAGCUGUGAGUCAGCCAGCUGAUGAGGGGAACGGUUUGCCAGCAGUGAAGCGCCGGCGAGUGACAGCAGAGAUGGAAGGCAAGUACAUCAUCAACAUGCCCAAAGGCACCACGCCUCGUACACGCCGCAUCCUGGCCCAGCAGGCCAAGAAAGGUCUGAAACGCACCUCUGUGUUUGCAAGACUUGGGGCUGAAUCGAGUGCAGACACAACAACAAGCAAUAACAAGCCCACUGGUGUGUUCAGUCGUCUGGACCAAGGGGAUGAAGAUGAAGAUGGGCCAGUGCCAGAAAAGAUGGUGGGAGACAUAGAUGUGGAUGAUGACGACAGUGAUGGAGAAGGCUCUGUUCUCCAGUAUGCCGGCGUCCUCAAAAAGCUGCCUCCUUCCCAGGAUAAAGUACCAGCCACAAAACCAGCCCGGACCCCUCUGCGGCGCCUGGGAGGCAAAUUCAAACUACCUUCCUCCGACACUCCCUCCUCCUCCUCUUCUUCUUCCCCUAAUGGCCUCCCCUCUGCCAAGAUUAGUGUGCUUCGAAGACUGGGUAGGCUCCCUGCCACACACUCAAACACGUCAACCGUGUCACCUACACCCGCUGACACACAGGACAACAGAGUGACCAGCAGCAGACCCAGAGCUCAGGAGAGACCCACCAUAGCAAGCUCCAAGGUCAGCAGCAGCACUGCGGCUGGAGGAGGAGGAGGAGGAGGAGAGUCCUUGGGGGCCCAGAUGGAUGUUAAGGCUGUCAGUGUCUUUAAGAGACUGGGCAACAAGAGAACCUAACAGAUGAAUCCCUAAAAUUUAUUCAGACUCCUGUUAUGCAUCUUUUUAUCCUGGGUACAUGCAGGACUGUAGAUUUAUGUUUUUAUUUUGGAGUCAGUCUGAAAACCGAAGCCUGUUCACCCUGAGUGUAUGUGCAUUUUCAGUGCUGCGUUGAGGCUUUAGGGAUGCUCUUAGAUAAAAAAAAAAAAAAAAAAGUAUUUCUUUUUUAUAUAUUUCAUUAUACUGGCAUUGGAAACUUGCCUUUUAUUUGGUGUUCAAGCCUAUAAUUGGAGGACUUAGUUCUCUGUGGCAUUAUGUUGCUGUUUAUCAUGUCUUAGUCAUAUCUGCCAUGUAUAUUUGACUAUAUUUGUGACCUUAAGGCAUGAGUGUGACAUCAACCAAUCUUCCAUGAUGGUCAUUUUAUUUUAGCCUGUUAACUCCAAUUAUAAGGAUGCUGCUGCCUAAAUGUCUGUUUUAUGAGGUUCCUCUGGAAUGAAGACAGUUGUGGUUGAAAAUGUCCCUCAAAAUGAAUCAUGUGAUCACUGUGUUGAUAUUUGCCUGAAAGAUAAAUAUUUCUGAAAUAAUCUAUAUGUAUGAAUAAUAGUUUUUCCUGUAGGUUUGAAACACAGGAUGGCAGUUGGACAUAAUGCUAACCAUCAGGUGACGGUUAAGUCUUCUUUACCUCAAAAUGAGUUCCCACAUAAUGUUUUGAAAGUAGAAAAUGUUUAUAAAUAUUGAUGAAAGGCCUCUGAACUUUUCCCCUGAGCUAAAAAAAAAAAAAAAAAGGAUAUGCGACGGGUUCC